AUGUGGUCUAUUGAUCAACGGUACGUCGAGAUCUACAACAACGUGUUCCACAACCUGUUGGAAGGCGUGGCGGACGGCACCUCCGGCAACAGACGUGGCAAGAGCUCGCACAACGGCGGCGCCCGCUUGUCAGCAGAUGGCGGCGGUGGCACACCAGUGGUGCAACCAACAACGAUGCCCCCUCCGCCGCCCUCCACCAAGAUCGAGGUCCGCGAGCACCCUUCGAGAGGCGUGUUUCUCUCGGGGGGAAAAGGUCUCCGCGUCCCCGUCAGCUCCGCCAACGCCGUCGCCGCCCUCGUGGCCCGCGGCACGAAGUCCAGGCGGACGGCCUCCACGGGCUUGAACGACCGCAGCAGCCGCAGCCACGCCAUCCUGAUCCUCGAGAUAGAAGCGACGCACUCCCCCCCCUCGGCGGCGGCGGCGGCGGCCGCGGCGGCGGCCGCUAGAGCACGGGGGGACGCUGUGGGCGGCCCUUCGUCCUCCGUUCCGUCUGGAGGUCUCGGGAGUAGCAAUCCUGCAGCGGGGGGCGUCGGGCCACUUGGGGUGGCGAGGGUUGGGGCGGGCAGACGAGGAGGCGCCGGAGGGGGGGGAAGAAGGAGGUCGAUCGUAGAGUGUGUCAGCAUCGGAAAGAUGCAGCUGAUCGACCUGGCGGGGUCAGAGCGAGUCUCUAUGUCCGAGGUGGAAGGGUCAUCGCUCGUCGAGGCUCAGAACAUCAACUUGUCCCUCACCCUGCUGGGCGACGUCCUGAACUCUCUCUCUAAGUACCAUCGCGCUUCCGCCCGUUCCUCUUCUGCGGGAGGGGCUGAGGGGGGUGGGUCGUCUUCUGGUGCUCCGCCUGCGGGCGGGGGCCGGGCGGUCGGCGAGAAGCCCUUCGUCCCCUACCGGAACUCCAAGCUGACGUACCUGUUGAAGGACUCUCUAGGCGGGAACUGCAAGACGCUGAUGGUCUGCGCCGUGAGGGCAGCGCCGGCGUGCUUCCAGCAGACGAUGAUGUCGCUAAGAUACGCAGGGCGGGCUAGAGACAUCAAGAAUGUGCCUCACCGGGUACUUGAGGAGGGGGGUGGCGGAGGCGGCGGCGGUCGCGGCGGCGGUGGCGGCAAUGGCACCUCGCUGAGGGGCACAGUGGAUGAGAUCGAGAAUCUUCGAACCAAGCUCGUCGAGACGACAGCGGAGUUCGAGCGGUUACGAGGCGCAACGGCCACGGGGGAGUCAGAGAAGAAGGCCCUGCGCGACCAGCUGAAGGCGCUGGCAGAGAAGAACCGCUGCGAGAAGGAACGCAUGGAUGAGCUGCUGGAGGGGGUCAUCCACAGCCAGAGGGGGGAGCUAGAGAAGCGGAAGGCGGAGUUCGUCGAUCUACAGGACACCAUGGACUCGCAUGCGGAGACCAUCGAGAAGCAGAAGGAGAAGAUAAGAGACCUGCAGACGGAGAGAGAGGCCGCGGCGUCUGCUGCGUCUACCGCCAUAGACCAGGCCCAAGAGCUCAGGCAGGCCCUGGAGCGGGCCGAAAAGGUCUCGUCGGAGCUCCGCGACGAGGCGUCAAGGCUGAGGGCGAAGGGGGAGCUGCUCCGCAUCGAGAGGGACAGUUCUUCGGCCCGGGUGACCCGCCUGGAGGAGGAAGGGAGGGAGAGGGAGACGGCCAGGGAGGCAGAGAAGGAAGAAGUGGGCACAUACCGCAAGGCGGUGAAGAAGAUGGCCAAGGAGCGGGAGGGACUCAAGGCCAGGGCCAAAGAGGCGGAGGAGCGAGCGAAGGAAGCAAUGGCAACGUUAGCCGAGUCAAAGAAGGACGCGGAGGAGGCCGUGGUUGUGGCGGCCACGAGGGAGGAGGCGUUCUUGUCGAGGGAGGCGGCCGCCGAAGAGCGCGCCGCCGCGGCGGAGGGGAGGGCGCGGCGGUGGGAGAAGAAGGCCGACGAGUUGGCUACGGCUCUGAACCAGAAGUCCCGGGAGGAGGCGGCGGGUCUCAGGGCGGAGGCUGAGCAGGGAAAGAGGGCCUUGGCCGAGGCCUCCGAGGCGAUGGCUUCGUCCGAGCGAAGCCUCACGGUCGAGAGAGACCGGGCCUCUCGCGCCCAGGCCGUAGCGUCCGCCCUCCGAGCGGAGGUCGAAACGGGAAAGGCGGAGCUGUCCGCCCUCACGGAGACAGUGGCGCUGCUUAAGAGGCGGAAGAUGGAGGUGGAGCUGGGCAGCGAGUUGCUAGACACGAAGAAGGGCGAGGUUGAGGCUGCCCUGGCGGAGGAGUCUGCCCGAAGGUCUAUGGCCGAGGGCAGAGGACGGGAGCUCGACAAAUCGAUGGCCUCACUGUCCCACGAGCUCGAGGCCCUGCGAUCGUCCCUGUUCGAGGCGACGGGGGGCAAAGCCGCGGCAGAAGAGCGGGUCAGACAGCUCUCAGCGGCUCGGCGGGAGGCAGACGAUCGGUUGGAACGAGGGAUCCAAAAGCUUGCUGCCCUGGAAACAUCGAACGAUUUCCUGAGGGAGGAGCUCGCGGAGGCCCGGCGAGAGGUGGGGGCCGUGGAAGCGAGGCUGGAAGAAAGCCUCGCAGGGACCGAGGCGCUCAACAAGAAGCUCUCGGCAGGGGAGCAGGAGGCCGGGGACCUCAAGGAAGGUCUCGGCAGAAGAGACGCGGAGGUGGCCGCACUCAAGGCGGAGAUUGCAAGAAAUGCCGCAGACACGCAGGCCGCGGCCGGAAAGGCCGAGCAGGAGCUAAACGCCGUCCGGGAGGAAGUGGCGGGCCUAGAAGCGAGGUUGGAGUUGGAGACCAACGAGUCGGAGCGAGCACGCGAGCAGCUGGAGGCCCGACACGUCGAGGCCACUGACAGGGCAGCGCGGGAGCUGCGUGAGGUGCGUGUCGCUCAUGACUCGGAGAUGGCCAGCUCCAAGAGCGAGGCGAGCGAGCGGCAACAAGGCAUGCUCGAUGAGCACCGGCGGGAACUUGAAGACCUCACUUCGAAGAUGAAGGAGCUGCGGGAGUCGAAGGAACGGGAGGCCGCGGAAAAGGACCUACAGCACACAGCCGCCCUUCAUGACGCGGCAGCCGCAGCGGCCGAGAGAGAGCGACUGGCGGGAGAAGCGGCGGCUGCUGCUGCCACCAGGGACGCGGAGGCUCUGCAGCGAUCGCGGGACGAGGAGGAGAAAAACCGGCGCGAGAGCCUGCUCCGCGAGCAGCGCGCGGCCCUGGAGCUGGCCUCCGGCACGGCGGAGGGGCUGCUGCGGGAGGCGCUGGAAGCGCGGGGCGGGGAGGCCGACCGCUUGCGCCAAGAGCUGGAGGAGGCGAGAGUCAGGCACGCCGCCGAGAGGAAAGAAGAAGAAGAGGCCAGGAGCAGGCUGGAGAAGGGGCGGGAGGCGGAGAGGGAGAAGGCCCACGCUGCCGAGGUCGACGCGGCCCAGCGGGCGCUGCGGGAGGCGCUGGCGUCGCAGGCCAAGGAGGCCGACCAAGAGCGGGAGAGGGCGUGCUUGGACCUCGAAGAAGCGGCGGAGCGGCGGCUCCAGAGGGCGGUCUCCGAGGUGACUCGGGAAGCGGAGCGAGCGUCUACAGAGGCGGCGGCGGCAGCAAGAGAGCGAGAGCUGCGGUUGGAGGCCGCGAGCAGAGAAACCCUGCGGACGGAGCUGGCGGAACAAAGGAGGCUGCUGGAGGAGGAGUUUUCAGAGAGGGAUGCGCGGGCGGGGGAGGAGCGGCGGGUGGCGGCGAGGGCGGCGGAGGAGGAGGCCGAAAGCCGGUUCACGGAGAGGGAGAAGGAGGCCUUGGAGAGGGUGGAAGGGGUGAGGGGAGCCGAGGCCUCCACGGCAAACAAGCAGCUUCGCGCCCUUAGCAGGAAAGUGGUCCAGCUGGAAUCGGCGAAAAAAGAGGCGCAGGAAGCCUCCCAGCGGGAGUCGGAACGUUUGAGAGCCGCGCUAGCUGCUGUCGAACAGAGAUCGAAGGAGGCCGAAGAUCGCGAGUUCGCUGCACUAGCGGCAAGGGAUAAAGCCCUGUCGGCGGCCAACGAGGAAAGGGGAGAAAAAGAAAAGGUUAAGAAGGCGCUGAGGGCAUCUCGAGAGGAGGCUGCGAGGGAAGGGGAAGAGGCUGAGGAGGCGCUAAGGGCGUCGCGAGAGCUGGCCGAGAAGGCAAAGCAAGAAACGAAGGCCGCGGAGGAACUAGCCAGGGUCGCUCGAGAGAACGCCGCCGAGGAAAAGGAGGCCGCCACGGAGGCGUUAAGGGCAUCCCGACAGGAGACCACGAGACAGAAAGAAGCGGCGAAGGAGGCGCUGCGGGUCUCCCUAGAGCAGGCCGAGACGGAGAUUGUUGCCGCCAAGGAGGAGCUGAGAGCCUCUCGGGAGGAUGCCGAGAGGAAACGGGAAGAGGCUGAGGAGGCGCUGAGGGCCGCUCGAGAGGAGGCCGAGACGGCGAAGGAAGAAAGAAAGACCGCGGAGGAAUCGGCCCGGGUCUCUCUGGAGAAGGCGGCUGAGGAUCAUGAAUCCCUCAAGGAGGCGCUAAGGGUCUCUCGAGAGGAAGCCGAGACGGCGAAAGCGGGAAAGAAGACCGCGGAGGAAUCGCUUGGGGUCGCUAAGGAGGAGGCCGCGAGAGCCCGGGCGUCCGUGAGGCAGGAACUCGAUUCUUCCCUGGAAGAGGCCUCGGCGCUACGGGCAGGGUUCACUGAGGCGGAGAACCGCUUCAACGAUGCCGCGGGGGCGGCGGAGGCGACUCGGGAGGAGCUGCUUUCGGAACAGAAGGAGGCCUUCGUGGAGAGGGAGGAAGAUCUGCAGCGCCGCGUCCGGGAACUUCAGGAGGAAGCCAUCGCAGCGGCGACCGAGCACGAGGCGGCCCUGACCGGGGAAAGAGCCGCCGGCCUCCAAAACCUGCAGUUGGAAAAGGAGGAAGCAGCGAAGCGCGAGCAAGAGCUGGACGAAAGAGCUUCCGAGCUUGAAGGGGUCGUGGAGUCGCUCAGGCAGGACCUCGAGGAGGCCGUGGCGGAGAGAGACGAAGCCGAGUCGGCGGUCCAGAAGAGAGGGGAUGGGGUGCGGCAGCGGGCGCUAGGCCUGGCGGCGGAGCUUCGAGAGGAAAAGGCACUGAACGCUCAGCUGAGGGCCGCAUCGGAGGAGGCUGCUCUGGACGCAGAAGAGGUCAAAGUGGAGAUGACGUCACUGAGGGCGAGGGCAGCGGCGCUAGAGGAGGAGAAUCAAGCCUUAGAGGAGGCCGAGCUGCCCGACCUAAGAGCUCGACCAGAAGAAAGUUGCGGAUGUGCUGGUCAGACGAUGGAAAGAUGUCUUGCGGCAGAGAUAAAUCAACAGCGUCGGCCGUAUCCGUAA
Molecule: messenger RNA, 5274 nt
Organism: Ectocarpus siliculosus
Lineage: Eukaryota; Phaeophyceae; Ectocarpales; Ectocarpaceae
Source: the annotation of a GenBank genome assembly